AUGCUCAAAAAGGAGCGCUCGCGCAGCUACGUUCACGUUUUUCACCUCCUGGUGCACGUAGGUAACGACGGACCGGUGGAGCGGAGGAGACUCGGCGUUUGGGCCCGGUCUGUGUGCGCGCGUGCGCGCGAGCACCGGGUGGCCUUCUGAAGCGCAGCAUCUUCCAGUAACCGCUCGCUCAAACUCGCUGUUUUCCGCUAUGGGCUAGGAGCAAAGGACGAAACAAAUCUACUGACUGGCAGCUCGGGCCCAUCCGCCUGCCAUGAACAUCGACGUGGAGUUUCACAUCCGCCAGAACUACCCGUGGUCCAAACUUCCCGGGAAUGUCAAGCAGAGUCUGGGGAACUCACAACGCGAGUAUGAAAAACAAGUUCUGCUUUACAGCAUCCGCAAUCAGUUGCGGUACAGAAACAACUUGGUGAGAUGUAUCAAAAAAGAUGAACGCAAGUACUAUGAAGAGCUGUUUAAAUAUAGCAGAGAACAUCUCAUGCUGUAUCCGUAUCAUUUAUCUGACAUUAUGGUAAAGGGACUACGGGUUACGCCUUUCUCCUAUUAUAUAGGAAUUAUGGAGGAUAUCAUGAACAGUGAAAAAAGUUAUGAUUCGUUACCAAACUUCACAGCUGCUGAUUGUCUAAGACUUUUGGGCAUUGGAAGGAACCAAUACAUUGACCUGAUGAACCAGUGUAGAUCAUCAAAAAAAUUUUUUAGGCGGAAAACGGCUCGUGACCUGUUACCAGUGAAACCUGUGGAGAUUACUAUUGAGCCAUGGUGGGUGGUGCAGGCUGGUUACAUCACAGAGGAUGAUAUCAAGAUUUGUUCAGGACCUGAGAAGACUGCUAUUGAUAAAAUCAUUGAUUCGGGACCUCAGCUGGCUGGAAUAUUGGAACACAAUGUGGUUCUAAGUUUAUAUAAUAAAGGCUUCAUUUACCUUGAUGUACCAAUAUCGGAUGACAGCUGCAUAGCAGUUCCCCCUUUAGAGGGCUUUGUGAUGAACCGGGUUCAAGGUGAUUACUUUGAAACACUUCUCUACAAGAUUUUUGUUUCUAUCGAUGAGCAAACCAAUGUUGCAGAGCUGGCGAACGUGCUGGAAAUAGAUUUGUCUCUUGUGAAGAAUGCAGUGUCAAUGUAUUGUCGACUGGGUUUUGCACACAGGAAGGGACAAGUGAUAAAUGCAGAGCAGCUUCACCCAACCUGGAGAAAUGUUCCAUCAGUCAACAGAUUAAAGUGUGCAAUGGAUCCACAGAAGAUGUUGCUCUCAUGGGACGGAGCUGAUAAUCAAAGUCCUGUACAUGACGUAGUAUCAACAGAUGUAGAUGCAGCCAGUCAAGAUGAUGCAGCUGACUCUGCCAGUGUGAACAGUUUGAGCAUGCCCAGUGGACAUACUAAGCGAAUUGCCUUCCUGUUUGACUCGACCCUUACAGCGUUCCUUAUGAUGGGAAAUCUUUCACCGAACCUUAAGAGCCAUGCUGUGACAAUGUUUGAAGUUGGAAAACUAUCAGAUGAAUCAUUAGACAGCUUCCUUAUGGAACUUGAAAAGGUUCAAAACACUGGUGAGGGAGAAGCCCAGAGAUAUUUUGAUCAUGCACUAACUUUGAGAAACACUAUACUCUUCCUGCGUCAUAAUAAGGAGCUGGUUACAGAUGAAGAGCAACCAAACAAUGGCUUUCCAUUAGAUCUGUUGCGUUGUGAGAGCUUGUUGGGAUUGGAUCCUGCCACCUGCAGCAGAGUCCUGAACAAAAAUUAUUCACUGUUAGUCUCAAUGGCACCGCUCAGCAAUGAAAUCCGGCCAGUUAGCAGCUGUACACCACAGCACAUAGGACCAGCCAUCCCAGAGGUUAGUUCAAUCUGGUUUAAACUUUACAUCUAUCAUAUUACUGGACAAGGACCCCCAUCAUUGCUACUUUCAAAAGGAUCGAGGCUCAGAAAACUUCCAGAUAUUUUUCAGGGCUAUGACCGGUUGCUUAUAACCUCUUGGGGACAUGAUCCUGGGGUUGUUCCCACUUCAAACGUGCUCAGCAUGUUGAAUGAUGCACUGACCCAUUCCGCUGUAUUAAUACAGGGUUACGGUAUCCAUGGUGAUGGAGAAACAGCUUAUGUUCCAUUCCCUUUUGAUGAAGCAGAAAUGAAAGAAGAAUUUUCCCGGAAUAACAUGUGUGCUCAUCGAGCUUUGAAAGUGUUGAGGGCGAAAAUGGAUUUGGACCAUUUCUGUGGUUUUGUGAAUAUGUUGAACCCUCAUGUGCAGCGCAUCAAUGGCAGACAUCCCAGCGAAGAACUGGAGGAGAAAGAAGAAUUUGAAUCUCCACCUGGAUCUGAUGCUCAAGGCAGCACAGAAUCAUUUGAGUUGGUAACUGAUGAGCCCAUGGCCGAUGCUGUGCCGAAAAGAAUUGCUGAAGCCUCCCCAACAGAGCAGGACUGGAUUCCUUUGGAGCUGUGCUUUGGAAUCCCACUCUUUGUCUCAGAACUAAAUAGGAGUGUCUGUCAGAAAAUUGCCACACAUCAAUUAUGUGGGAAAGAAAGCCUUCAGAAACUUUUGCAUUCCAGUAGGAAAUUAUCUCUGCAAGUCCUCAGCUUUGUACAGUCAUUCCAGGAAACUGGUGACUCAGAUAGUAGUAUUACAUCUUUAUUUACUGGAUCAUCACCCAUUGAUGUUGGAGUUCCACUUCCAGCUAAGAAUCUGGUCUUCAAAGAUGGUGUUUUGUCUGAGUGGGUUGGAAAGUCUCCAUCAUCUCUACAUAUUGCUAGAUUGCACAAGGACCAAACUAUUUGAACUUAAUUUUGUUCUUAUAAUACUGCUCAUCACAAGCACGACUCAGAAUAGCAUAUGUCUAUUUAUACUGAUCAUUUUCCUUUCUUGCUUUUUGCCCUUCUCUCUUUCUUUGUCUUCCACUCAGUUUCUUCUGUCUCUUUUACCCCUUGCCUUUAGCUUUUCUCUCUCCUCUUUUUUGCCUUUCUCUGACACUGGGUUCCUAAAGGACAGCCAAAUAUAGCACCUUAAUGUUUUAAUUCAAAAAAUAGACUUGUGAUUUCAAUUUUCUGUGAAAAGUGCUGAAUAAGAUGAACCUCUUGGAUAACUUUAAAUAAACUGGUUGUGUGUUUUGGUUUGUAGAAUUACUUAGUAACUUCCCAAUGAAAUAUGACAUUUUUAUUUUAAACAAGGUUGACAGACCCACUCCACCAUAUUAAAUUGAUACAAUGAGAAAAUGAGCUUUAAUAUCCACUCUAACCCUAUGUAUGGUGGCCAUAAUCUUGCUGUCACUGUUUGUCCAUUUUCUACUUUGCUUCCUGUCCUAAGGUUUAGUAACCCAAUUACAAAUUGGUGAGCAGUUAGUUGGUCACUGAUGUUGGCCAUUAUGAGGAUACAAUCCCAUUAAACCUAUGAAGUGGAAGAUUUUUAGGUGUUUAAGCUGCUGAUGGCUAUUUAGGGACAAAUGUAUAUUGGCAUACCUCAAAUCCCAAAUUGAAAUUAAAACGAGUCCAUUGAACUUUUUUUUUUUUUUAAAUUGUGCCUGUCACUGAAGGAUUGGUGUUGAAGUGCAUUUUGAGCACCAGUUUUGAGUGAAUUUUAUGUACAAGCACAGUUUGAGAACAAAGUUGUCAUGGUACUGAAUAUCAGUAUAUUAUCGCAUUCACUGAUGUAUUAUAUGCUGAAAUAUGUAUUAUCUAUCUAUCACGCGCGGGCAUAAAAAUCUAGUUGAAGGGUGAAAAAGUUUUUUUGUUUUUAUUCAAGUUUCAUUGAAAACAGUUAAACUGGCAUGAGAAUCAAUCUACACCACACCAUUAAGCUUUAAUUAUUGAUACAUCUGCCAUAAUCUUGUGAUUUCUGAAAGAUAACAGACUGUAUUUCAGUAUCAAGUAUGCUUGUUCAAUAUAUCAAUUUAACUGUAUUUGUGUCUAUGUAAAACUGGAGAUAUCAGGAAGAAGGUCUGAUUAAGUUAAGUGUACCUUUUUUAUGGUAGAAAUUCUGUCUAAUGCAAGGAUCUAUUUUUGCAUAACAGUAAGUAGUUUUUACUAUUGAUCUGUUCUAACUUUGGCUUCAAUAACAGUUGCAGUGAUUAUUUUGUACUUGUUUUUUCAGGAUUCCACUGCUGAAAUUGAUUUGGGGAGGGAGGGCGAUUCUGAACUUAAGUUUCUGUGUUGAGAUUUAUUCUUUUGUUUUAAUUGAUUAGGAAAUGGCUUGGGGCAGUGAAGUGACCAAUAAAGGUUUUCUUGCAACCUAUAAAACAUGUGCAAAUGACAGGUCUUUUUUUUCUUUUUAAAUCCAUUGCAAAACUGCUUCUGAAUCUGUAAUUUGAGUCAUUUUCAUUUACACAGAAGUAUUUAAGGUACUUGAUAUGUGCAAUUGGAAGAUUUCAUUAUCCAAGUGUCCUUGACUCGUUCACUCUCUAUUGCCCUCAUCAUCUCAGUUACAAUGAUCUGUAACCUAGAUUGUACAUUGCCAUGAGGGUACCUUGGUCUGUUUUGGAAGCAGUGAUGCUGUACAAAUGAUACUGAAGGAUAGUGAAUCAGUUAAGUCACUGUGUAGUCUCUCUACUUGUUGUCUUUUGUAAUCCAUAUACUAUUGAAACUUCAGAAGUAUUCCUUGUCUCAUUUUUCAUUCUGUGGUGCCCUUCGGCCUCAAAGUGCAAUAGAUGUGUGAGUUAUUCUCUUUGCAAAAAGAUGUAUGAAGUGUAAGAUUAAUAACCAUGAAUAUAUGUUAAUAUAGGCAUCAAGUGUAUAUAUUCACUGAUACCUUCAAUGGACCAUAAUGUCAGGCAGUGACCACUUAUCUGUAUCUUACACUGCAUAGUCCAACUGAUUUCCAUCUUGAUUUACGAAAGAAAAGUUGUUACUUCAGUGAGUGAGAUUUGACCUCCUUUAAAAAUUGCAUUUUUUUGGAAUGGUGAGACUGUUGAUUCAUGUUAAAGGAUCUUUGGACAUUUGUUAUACGUAUUAUCUUGGAAGAAUAUAGCCAAUAAAUGUUGACAAGA
Molecule: messenger RNA, 4967 nt
Organism: Rhincodon typus (whale shark)
Lineage: Eukaryota; Metazoa; Chordata; Chondrichthyes; Orectolobiformes; Rhincodontidae
Gene: fam91a1
Product: family with sequence similarity 91 member A1
Exons: 24
Coding region: 263-2767 (834 amino acids)
Biological process (GO): intracellular protein transport
Cellular component (GO): cytoplasmic vesicle; trans-Golgi network
Source: RefSeq, a predicted model, not a curated record